Messenger RNA from Fusarium fujikuroi IMI 58289, 1056 nucleotides. RefSeq names its product probable L-arabinitol 4-dehydrogenase. NCBI's taxonomy places the organism in Eukaryota, Fungi, Ascomycota, Sordariomycetes, Hypocreales, Nectriaceae. The coding region runs from base 1 to 1056 and encodes 351 amino acids. The transcript has 3 exons. The record is from RefSeq and is a predicted model, not a curated record. Gene Ontology annotation, biological process: D-sorbitol catabolic process. Gene Ontology annotation, molecular function: L-iditol 2-dehydrogenase (NAD+) activity.
AUGAGCCCUUCAGCAGUCGAAGGAAACGGGGUCUCGGAUGUCAAGACGACUCUCAAGCCUAACAUUGGCGUUUACACCAACCCCAAUCAUGACCUCUGGGUAACGGCUGCUGAACCCUCUGCUGAAUCCGUCAAGUCCGGCUCCGACUUGAAGCAUGGCGAGGUCAGUGUUGCUAUCCGCAGCACUGGUAUCUGCGGCUCCGAUGUUCACUUCUGGCAUGCUGGCUGCAUCGGUCCUAUGAUCGUGGAGGGCGACCACAUCUUGGGCCAUGAGUCGGCCGGCGAGGUCAUCGCCGUGCACCCUUCUGUCAGCAAUCUCAAGGUUGGCGACCGGGUCGCUGUCGAGCCAAAUAUCCCCUGCGGUACCUGCGAGCCCUGCCUUACUGGCCGAUACAAUGGUUGUGAGAGCGUCCUGUUCCUGUCAACACCACCUGUUCCUGGCAUGUUGCGCCGAUAUAUAAACCACCCGGCUGUCUGGUGCCAUAAGAUUGGAAACAUGUCGUUUGAGAACGGCGCUCUCCUCGAGCCCCUCAGUGUUGCCCUUGCUGGCAUGCAGAGGGCCCAGGUCGCCCUGGGAGACCCCGUCCUGAUUUGCGGUGCUGGACCUAUCGGUCUGAUCACCCUUCAGUGCUGUGCCGCCGCAGGUGCUUCUCCUAUCGUUGAGCGACUGUCAGCUGAGGACUCCGCCAAAGCGAUUGUUAAGAGCUUUGGAGGCAUUGAGCCCAGUGUUGCUCUGGAGUGUACCGGUGUCGAAAGCAGUAUUGCCGCUGCCGUCUGGUCAGUGAAGUUUGGCGGCAAGGUCUUUAUCAUUGGCGUCGGGAAGAACGAGAUCAACAUCCCCUUCAUGCGCGCAAGUGUACGGGAAGUCGACAUUCAGCUACAGUACCGUUAUUGCAACACCUGGCCUAGAGCCAUCCGCUUGGUUGAGAGCAACGUAGUUGACCUCUCAAAGCUCGUCACUCACAAGUUCAAGCUUGAGGAUGCCAUUAAGGCGUUUGAAACGUCUGCAGAUGCCAAAAGCGGGGCCAUCAAGGUCAUGAUCCAGAGCCUGGAUUGA